Messenger RNA from Cotesia glomerata, 3766 nucleotides. Its product is annotated as baculoviral IAP repeat-containing protein 7-B-like. The record is from RefSeq and is a predicted model, not a curated record. The transcript has 4 exons. Lineage: Eukaryota; Metazoa; Arthropoda; Insecta; Hymenoptera; Braconidae. The coding region runs from base 987 to 2213 and encodes 408 amino acids.
CUCUGGCCCUUGGCCGUAGUCCUCACAUCAGUACUACGUAUUUCUUAUAGUAUUGGAUAUAUUGUUCCAAUAAUAACGCUAAUAAUCGUGCUAAAUACAAACUGUUUUCUCAAUAAAUACAGGCUAUCAAAAACAAUAAGAUUACCGCGAUAUCAUGCGAGUAGCGGGAAAUUUGAUAAUUGUUUAUUGCGUUUAAAAGCCAGAGUGUUUUGGAUUUAAACAACAACAACGUCGCCGACAAAGUUCUUACACAGUGAAGUUUUUUGAUUUUAUUUUUAACGUUGCGGCCGUCUCUUACAUUGGGCCUUAAACGUUUUUUCUAAAUUGUUGUUAUUAUUGUUAAUGUAAGCGAUGGCUUAAAAUAAAACGUUCUCUUUUAUUUAUCAGUACAAUAUAAUAUAAUAUAUUAUCUGUACACAUAUAAAUAAAAAAUUUAAUAUCAACAAUAGUGGGGAAAGACGGCAUUGUUGAACAGUGUAUGCUGGUUGUCUUGGCAGCUGUUCUGGUGGCUGACUACGGCAUACUGUAUAGGUAACAGCUAAAGAAAAGCUAAGUGGAACUGAAAAACUCUGGAUUGCACCUUUAUUCGACGCCAUUACAACCGAAUAGCAUUUACCAUCUACCCAGCAUACCAUUCCUAAGUUAAACAAAGUGAAAUGUGCGAAUUUGAAAAUCACAAACUUAACUGAUGAAGGCGUUUCAUUUAUUAGUGUGAAACGUUUUUAGUUUUUAUCUUAUUAUCAUCUGCAAAAUUAAGCAAAUUUAUUAUUUUACUCAAUCAUGCUUUUAUAUUGACUUAAAAUUUUAAAUUUAUUUUAGUUUUGUUUAUUAUUUUAAAAGUGUUUUACAAUUUAUUUAUUAUAUACUCACAACUGUUUGGAUUUGAGUUCAUCUGAAGGAAAUUGAAAUUCAAAGUGUCUGAUUUAGUUAUUGAAACAAGAAAUAAAUUAUUGUCACCUGCAGCAUCAUUUUCAUCUUCAUCAAAAAUGACGGACUUUAUUAGAAAUAAUCUGCGUGAGAACUUGCAUAAUUUAAAGUCUACGGCAAAUCUGCGACUUCCGUCAAUUCAGCCGGCGUCGCAGUUACCUAACAAUAAUAAUAACAACAACAACAAUAACAAUAAUAUCUCGUCCGACGAAGUGGAUAAUCGCGAGUUUCCACGGGCAGAUUACCGCCUGGAGUCUGUGAGACUGCAGAGCUACACCAACUGGCCUCUGAGCUUCAUGGACCCUGCGAAAUUGGCAGCCGCUGGAUUCUACUAUACGGGCCACAAUGACGAUGUCACAUGCUUCGAAUGUGGAAUCAUAAUACGCGAGUGGGUAGAGGGCGACAACCCGAUGUCGGAUCACCAGCGUUGGCAGUCCAAUUGCCGUUUCGUAAGAAAAUUGCCCUGUGGUAACGUGCCGAUUGGUGUUGAUCCAAGUACCGUUCCGUCAGUAAGUCCUAGAGGCCGUGAUGUAUGCGGUCGUUAUGGAGAUGAAUUCCGACCUGGCGCAUCGCCAGACUUUCGUUCUGGCCAGACAGAAUUCCAGUUUCCCAGUACUGCUAAGUUGGGAAGUCAAAACCUCGCCCAGCCCAAAGGACCGGCACAUCCGGAAUUCGCGAGUUACGAUGCCAGAUUAAAAAGUUUUGAGUCAUGGCCCAAAUCUAUGCCACAAACCAAGGACCAACUUGCUGACGCUGGCUUCUACUACACCGGCACUGGCGACCAAACUAUCUGCUAUCACUGUGGCGGUGGGUUGAAUGACUGGGAGCCCAAGGACGAUCCAUGGUUCCAGCACGCCAAGUGGUUCAAAAAGUGCUACUACGUCUUGAUGGUCAAAGGCCAAGACUUCAUCAAAAGCGUCAUUGGUCAGCCUGUCGCACCACCUUCUCAUGAGGAGAUGAUGCAGAUGAAUUUGCCCAGCUACAUUGAAAAAGUAAAGCCACCAGCGAUUAUUGAGAAACCAGAAGAAGACCCAGAGAAGAAACCCAAAGAGAAGGAACCUGAGGAGAAGAAACCAGAGGAAAAGAAACCAGAAGCAGAAGUUGAGCCGGUCAACAAUAGUGCGGAUGACGCCCUUUUGUGCAAGAUUUGCUAUAACUAUGAAUUGGGGGUGGUGUUUCUGCCUUGCACUCACAUGGUGGCUUGUACUAGGUGUGCGGCAAGUAUGACUUCUUGCCCGGUGUGUAGAGAGCCCAUCAAAAUGAUAGCACGCGCUAUAAUACCUUAGUACCUUUACAUUAGCUCUAUACUUUAUAUCCUAAAAUUAUUAUAUAUGUAAAAAUUAAAAAAUUGAAAAUUAAGAUAAUUAAAUUUAAUACUGAUUGAAAUAAUUUGAAAAAAUUAAAUUUAAUUGAAUAAAAUUACCUCGUGACUCAUGACGUCUUGUAUGCGGGUAAAAUUCUAUGCCAAUUUGAAAUAUAAUCUUCUUUUAAUGUAAAGAAAUGAUUAAUAAUACAUAUACGUAAGUAUAAUACUUGCAGUAAUGCAUUGUUCGUAAGAUAAUGAGACAUUACUAAGUCGAAAACCAUUUGCCUUGUAAUAAACGUCUUAUGUAAAGAAUAUAAUUACAAUUAAUAAUUAAAAAAUAAUAAUAUUAAUUAUGAUAAAUUGAAACGUUUAACAUUAAAAUUAUAAAAAUUGAUUUUUUUUUUGAAAUUUUUGUUUUGUGUUUGUUAAUAUUAUUUUUGUAUUUAUGUAUUAAUUUAAAAAAUUAGAUUUUUUUAAUUUUUUUGUUAUUCGUUUAUAUAUAUCUAAGUACCAUAGAAUUGUACCUGCAUAAUGACAUCUAGUCAUGAUAGUAUUACGCGUUACAAAUCCGAAAAAUAAUUAAUUUAUUUUUUUGUCGAAAGUUUUUUCUUUGUUUAAUCGUUUCGAAAUAAUGAAAAAAAUGAAAGUACAUUUCGUUCAUUAUCAUUUGUACAUGUGAUGAUUAUUAUUAAUGUUAUUAUUAUUAUUAUUCCGAAUUCAAUUAGCGUUGAAUAAACUAACCGGAAGCGCCAUAAAUUAAAUGGUAAUUUAAUUAAAAACUUAUGUCAAAAUUAACAGAAGUCAGAUUUCAAUUCCAAUGACAGUUCUUUAAAAAGAAAAACUAAAUAGAAUGUAUAAAGUACAAGAUAUUAAUUAAUAAAAUAAAAUUCAUUUUCUUUAAAAUGUUUAUUUCAAUUUUUAGAAAAUUUUUAAUUGAUUACCUAUUAAGAAAUUACAAUUACAAUAGUAAUAAUAAUAGUGGUAAUAAAAUCACAGUGACUUGAGAUUUUUAUAAUGAGUAACAAACUAACAAAGUGGAUAAUUAUGUCUACGCCAUUGAAAGUUUCGGUUUAACGAUAACCGAUUUAAAAAUAUGAAUUGUGACUCAUGAUAAGAAAUAAACCAGACUAAAACGCGUCAUAACACGUUGAGUUUUCGAAAACAUUAUUAUUGCUAUUUUUAUAAUUAUUUUAAAUUUACAUAAUGUGCAUAUGUGUAUUAUUUCUAUUAUAUAACAUUAUGAAAAAUGUUCCGAUGGCCAAUCCCACAAGCAUCAUAUAAGUUGCCAUUUUAUAAAAUUAAAAUAACACAUGAAAUGUGUAUUGAAGUAAUAUAACUUGCGAUUAAAUUGUUUUGUUAGAACUCUUCUAGCAAUAAGAAAUAGUAAUUCAGAUAAUCUUUUUUUUUAUGAUUAUAUGGGCUUAUCGGGUAAAGAAAGAGAAUAAUGCUUUGUAAUAUAAGAAUUUUCCUCUUAGUUUAAUUUGCAAGUGAUCUAGUAAUUUUAUGUGACUAAUAAUAUUGUAAUAUUUUUUU